Messenger RNA from Phanerochaete carnosa HHB-10118-sp, 381 nucleotides. RefSeq lists its product as uncharacterized. The record is from RefSeq and is a predicted model, not a curated record. Lineage: Eukaryota; Fungi; Basidiomycota; Agaricomycetes; Polyporales; Phanerochaetaceae. Gene Ontology annotation, molecular function: nucleic acid binding; zinc ion binding. The transcript is spliced from 2 exons. Bases 1 to 381 code for a protein of 126 amino acids.
AUGUGGACGGAACAUAAAAACAAGUUUCUAAACACAUAUAAAAUGAAAGAUUCAAAGCCCAAAGCCAUGGCUGAUUUUCACUAUAUAACUCAAAAUGCCCAUGAAACAGUCAAUAGAUAUAACAUCAGAUUCAACACCUUUGUAGCUGAAGCCCAAGUAGUCAAUCCUGAUGCAGAUGGUAAUCUUAUGCAGCAGUACUUCUGCAGCAUUGACCAUUUCAUUAGCAAAACACUACUUCCUCACAUGCCAGCAGGAGCAACCCAAACCCAACAAGACCCAGACGCGAUGGACAUUGAUGCAAUUGCAGUUAGCAGAAACCAAGUACAAUGCUACAACUGCAACAAGUUUAGGCAUAUGACAAGAGAAUGCCAGGAAGAAUGA